AAUUUAUAAAAAUUGCACUUCCAAACUAUGGAAAAGGUUUUGUAAAGGGUAUGAGAAAUUCCGAGUCUCUUGAAAAAAAUGGAAUAGAAUUUUGUAAAUAUAUUUUUAAAUUAGAAAGAGAAGAAUUUGAAAAAAAUUUUGAAACUAUAAAUUUUACCAAAGAAAAAGUUAAUAAUAUUGUUGAUCAC
Molecule: messenger RNA, 188 nt
Organism: Dentiscutata erythropus
Lineage: Eukaryota; Fungi; Glomeromycota; Glomeromycetes; Diversisporales; Gigasporaceae
Source: the annotation of a GenBank genome assembly